AUGAAGCCUCUGCUUGGGACCCUUUACCUCUUGGGGAUGCUGGUCCAUGGCGGGGUGGUGGGAUGUGAUAGAUCACUAGCACAAAACAGACAAGAGGUUGUGGGCAAGACAGUGACUUCAUGGAGGAACUUGGAGACUUAUUCCUAUAACAAAUACCACCCCAUGGGAGAGAGCUAUCAGUGGAUGAGCCAGAUAAGUGAGAAGUACCCAGAAGGGGUAACACAGCAUUUCCUAGGCAUGACCUAUGAAACCCAGCCCAUGUAUUAUUUGAAGAUUAGCCAACCAUCCAAUAACCCCAAGAAGAUCAUUUGGAUGGACUGUGGAAUCAGGGAAUGAAUUGCCCCUGCUUUUUGCCAGUGGUUUGUGAAAGAAAUUCUUCAAAACUAUACAGAUAACUCAAGCAUAAGUAGGCUCCUUAAGAACCUGGACUUCUUCGUGCUCCCAGUUCUUAACAUAGAUGGUUAUAUCUACACGUGGACAACUGAUCGGCUUUGGAGGAAAUCCCGUUCAUCUCAUGAUAAUGGCAAAUGUUUUGGGACAGAUCUUAAUCGAAAUUUCAAUGCAUCCUGGUGUAGUAUUGGAGCAUCUAAAAACUGCCAAGAGUUAAUAUUCUGUGGGACAGGACUAGAGUCUGAACCUGAGACUACAGCAGUUUCCAGCUUUAUAGAGAGCAAGAAAGAGGACAUUAUGUGCUUCCUAACCAUGCAGUCUUAUGGGCAGCUCAUUCUCACACCUUACGGCUAUACUGAAAAAAAAUCAAGUAACCACGAAGAACUGAUCCAAGCUGGAGAGAAGGCAGCAAAUGCACUGAAAGCAAAGCAUGGAACCAAUUAUAGAGUUGGAUCGAGUAUAGAUAUUUUAUAUGCUUCAUCAGGAUCUUCGAGAGACUGGGCUCAGGACAUUGGGAUCCCCUUCUCAUACACAUUUGAGCUGAGGGACAAUGGUACAUGUGGAUUUGAACUUCCAGAAGCUCAGAUUCAGGCCACCAGUGAGGAGACCAUGGAGGCUGUGCUCUCAGUCCUGGAUGAUGUGUAUGAGAAAUACUGGUAUUCAAACAGUGCUGAAAAGGUGACAUCUACCACUGUGAUGCUGAGCUUGCUCAUGUCCUUUAUGUCUCUUCUCUAA
This is a messenger RNA of Pteropus alecto (black flying fox), 1125 nucleotides long. RefSeq names its product carboxypeptidase O (gene CPO). Gene Ontology annotation, biological process: proteolysis. Lineage: Eukaryota; Metazoa; Chordata; Mammalia; Chiroptera; Pteropodidae. Gene Ontology annotation, molecular function: zinc ion binding; metallocarboxypeptidase activity. The record is from RefSeq and is a predicted model, not a curated record.